This is a messenger RNA of Stylophora pistillata, 2431 nucleotides long. Its product is annotated as scavenger receptor cysteine-rich domain-containing protein DMBT1. The record is from RefSeq and is a predicted model, not a curated record. NCBI's taxonomy places the organism in Eukaryota, Metazoa, Cnidaria, Anthozoa, Scleractinia, Pocilloporidae.
UGAACGUCUCUUCGUACUAUGGAAAUGAAGCGCUUUGUGUUUUUGUUUCAUUGGACAGUUUCUCUGGUCAUAGUUGCACAGUCCAAGAAUCUGUUGGCCUUUGAGUGUUCCAUCAAUGCUCAGGUGCCAUAUGACGGUGAUCGGACAAUACGAGUUAAUGGUGCCUACACUUGCUCGUGGGUGAUCACAGUACCUGAAAACUAUACAGUUAAAUUCACUAUAACACAGAAAAACGUUGGUUCUGUUGGUAACACGAACUGUGUUAGUGAUUACAUACAGGUUCGAGAUGGAGGAAGCAAUUCGAGCACCCUGUUAAAGAAAAUGUGCAACUCAAACCUAGGCCCCUCUAUGUUUCGUUCAAGUGGAAGGCAAAUGUGGGUGGAGUACAGUUCAACUCAAGCAGGCAACACCUUCCAAGCCUCCUUCAAGAAACUUCUUGAUUCAUCUUUUUACCCACGAAAUAUUAAUUCCAGUGGAACUUCAGGAUCCAUCACUAGCCCAUUUUACCCACUUAAUUACCCGAAUGACAUGGAGUGCUCGUGGAAUUUAACAGGACCCGCAGGAUCGCGGCUCAUUCUCGUAUUUUACCGGAUAUGUAUUGGUAUCUGCCCGCCCAGCGCUUCGUCGUCCACGCCAUGCGCGGACGGUCUGUGUAGUAGUUUAGAGAUUGGUGAAAUCACCAUGGGCGAUGAGCGACUCUGCCCAGAAUCUUCGGUUACACCGUUUAUUUCGGUGAACAAUCAAAUCUCUAUGUCCAUGUUGACGAAUCAUGAGCAAACUUCGAGAGGAUUCGUCGCCGAUUACCAUAAUGUAUUUCUCGAUGACGCGUGCUCUCCAAUGACACAACUGACAAACACGAGUGGAUGGUUUUCCAGUCCGAACUUCCCUGCCAACUAUCCUACUAACACUCAGUGUGGUUGGAAUAUUUCAGUCCCUGCAGGUUACAAGAUUUAUCUGAAUUUCCUGGACUUUGACCUCGAAGACUGUCGAAGCUCGUGUUCUUGUGACUAUGUUGAGGUUACGGAAGGCAAAGACUAUAGGCGAAAGAAAUGUGGAAUAUUACAGUCAGGCGAAUGGAAGGUGGAAAAUACUCUGGCAAGUUAUGUUGUGGUGACGUUUAAAUCUGAUGGUCGGUCAAAUAAGAAGGGAUUUCAAGCAGUUUAUACAUUUGUAUCUUUGAAAGGAUGGGGAACUGUUCCUGGUGUUUACUGUCCAUGGUCAGAGUCAUAUUCAACAACAGCGCCAACAACUUCUAAAGGCAGUGAGGAAACAAGUUCACAGACAACACAAACAGAUAUUUCUAAGACGAGGGAGGAUCCUUCACCGAAUGGAAGCACAAAUCCACCCACUCUUCGCACUCAACGUAACAGCUCGAUGGCUAAGACGCAAGUGAACAGUUUUUUAUGGUUUCUUGCAAAUUUAGCCCUCGCUGUAUUUGCUAGUUGCCUGGAGUAACACUUAUUUCCUCGAGGCUUACGUUAGUUACAGACGUUUGGGACGGUCUCAGUAGGAAUAAUAAAGUACACCUUGUAAAACUACACGAGCUAUCAUGUGACUUCAAAACGCAUUUCACACAAUUGGGUAAAGUUUGUUCUACUUACAACGGACUUGUAACAUCAAGGAAGUAGUCUGAGUUAAUAGCACUAAAUAUAGAUGACAACCUCCCUUUUUUUUUUUUGAUACACCUUUGUGAGGGAGGUGCAAAUCAUUUUCUGUAGUUAUGGUAUGAAAAAAUAAAAAUCUUGUUGUUACUUUGUCACAACUCAGGGAAGACACCUUACCUUUGACAUGUUUCAGAUCUAUUGUAUUGUUCGUAAACAUACUCUCUCUAUAUUGUAUACCUCCUCUCACAAUAGUAUAAAAGCGCACCAUAUUUCAAUGCUACUUUCAGACAAUUCAAACUUUUGUUUCUAUUUUCACAAAAACGGUUUUCUUGUCCGCGUGUUCUCUCUAAACAUUCAACAUGUUUACUUCCAUCAUAGUUACAUGUAGUAGAGCUUACUGGUUAGGAAUUAAACCGGCCAGCCAAAAUGAAAUAUGAUUAACAGCGGUGUAGUUUAGUUAAUAACGUUUAGGGAUAUUUCUGUCCGUCAGUUAACUUAAAACGAUUGGAAUACUUUUAAACUUUGUGCAAGGUGUGGUUCAAAUAACCUGACAUUAUAACCUAUACCAAGAUAUCUGUCGCUUUACCUAAUCUAAACUAUCCACGGUUCCAUCCUCGACGAAGUGAAGUGAAAUCCAAAACUGAAUCACUGUCACUAAAAGCUGAUCAGUUUGACAUGUUAUGGGAUUUUAAAUGUCCGUCUUUUCUGCGAUGUCGAACUAUUCCCCUCCUCUUUUCUAUCUUCCACUUUCUGAAGGAAGAGGUAUCCAAUGAACCAACCCACGAUUAUAAGAAUUACUACAAUAAUAACUGCCACGUUUAUCUCGC